This is a messenger RNA of Symbiodinium natans, 192 nucleotides long. NCBI's taxonomy places the organism in Eukaryota, Dinophyceae, Suessiales, Symbiodiniaceae. The record is from the annotation of a GenBank genome assembly.
AUGAAGAUUGCGCUGAAGGCCCAGCAGGAGGCAGAUGCACUGAAAGCCAAAGCGGAGGCAGAAAAGAGCGAGGAACAGAAGCAGGCAGAACGAGAAGCGAAGGAGAAGGCAGAGGAGGAGGAGCGGCUGAAGGAGGCGAAUGCAGAGGAGGCGCGAAGGCAGCUCUUUGCUGCCCUGGAGGAGAAGCAAUGA